AUGAUUAAAAUGACACAAUCGCAAUACGAGAAAUUAGAUUUUGACGAAUGCAAACCUUUAAAUAGUUUGUCAUUUCUUAAUAUGAGACAAGAAAGUCAAGAUAUAAGGUCAGAGACUGCAGAGGAAAUAUUUAUGGAUGAAUUAAUUGCAGAAAAUCCGGAAGCAAUGGUAGCUUUAUCUGGACAACUUUUAACACCAGAAAAUACAAGAAAUUCAGAAUUAGAGAAAGUUUUUUUGUCACCUUCUCCGGGUUUUGUGAUUAAAUCACUUACCAAGACUAGUUAUCAGCAUUAUCAAGAAAACACAAAAUUAAUGAUCAACGUUUGUUAUUCGGAUUCGAUACCUCCUCCACCUACCGUAGACGAUGUUGAAAUAAAAAAAGCAAUGAAUGCUGAUGAGAAUGCAAUUUAUCAUGUACCGGCAUCUUUAGAUGAGCUUCGAGAAGACAAAGAUAAAGUACAGAAUCUAUGUCUUGUCUGUGAUGCUAUCAUAAAUACGGAACCAUAUAAAAGAACUAAAAAGGACUCUGAUUUCAAGUUGUAUGUGUCAGAAUUAUUAUCAGAAAUGGUUGAGGAAAAACAUGGAAUACAAUUAAUUCGACGCGAGUUAAAGAAAAGAACAGUCUUCAUUCCGAAGACAAGGACUUGUCUAAUAACGGAAGUACCUACUAAAUUAAUUAAAACAAAGUCUUCUAAAGAAAACUUAAAGGCAACAAAUAAAAGAAUUUCGUCAGUUAAACAGCCAGAAUAUAUAAUUGCAGAGGAUUACGUAAAUGAUAAAAAAUAUAUUAUUGUAUCAAUCGAGAUUCCUUUGAAUUCUCAAUCUAUUAAAGAAACCACCUUAGAUAUAGAGCCAUUGCAAAUUAUUUUAAAUUCACCGGGAAUUUGUUCAUUGAAUAUCGCAUUACCAUUUAAAGUUGAUAUAAAGACUGUAAUAGCCAAAUUCAUUAGACCUAAGAAGAGACUAGUCAUAAAAGCUGCUAAGGCAGAUUAA
This is a messenger RNA of Diversispora eburnea, 993 nucleotides long. NCBI's taxonomy places the organism in Eukaryota, Fungi, Glomeromycota, Glomeromycetes, Diversisporales, Diversisporaceae. The record is from the annotation of a GenBank genome assembly.